This is a messenger RNA of Candida dubliniensis CD36, 567 nucleotides long. RefSeq names its product Scp1p (gene SCP1). The coding region runs from base 1 to 567 and encodes 188 amino acids. Lineage: Eukaryota; Fungi; Ascomycota; Pichiomycetes; Serinales; Debaryomycetaceae. The transcript has a single exon. Gene Ontology annotation, molecular function: protein binding. The record is from RefSeq and is a predicted model, not a curated record.
AUGCCCAUUCCUCCUAUAUCUACGGAAAAUAAAAACUUAGAUGAAGAUAUACUGAGUUCAAGAUUAGCUAGAUACAAUGCCAUUCAACCAGAAGUCAAACAAUAUCUUUAUGAUAUUUUAUCACCAAAAUAUCCUGAUUUAUUCAUUCACAAAUUCUCCAUCGACAAAACAUCAGGGAAAAUCUUACAAGAGAUAGAUUUAUGUGAAUUAUUAAAGGAUGGUGAAUUAUUAUGUAAACUAGGCCAAUUAUUAGGUCGCGACAAUAAUAAUAUCAUUCCCAAUAAUCCAACUUUCAAAUUUAAAAAUUCACAAUUGGCAUUUCAUCAAAUGGAAAAUAUUAGUUUUUUCUUAAAAUUAUGUGAAUUGAUUAAAUUACCUCAUGAUGAAAUAUUCCAAACCGUCGAUUUAUUUGAUGAGAAAGAUCCUUAUCAAAUAUGUAUUACAUUAAUGUCAUUUUCAAGAAUUGUUCAUGAUUUGGAUAAUCAAGUUUUUUAUAAAGUCAUAGGUCCCAAAAUUGUUAAAGUAAAACCAACAGUGCCGAUAAAACCUUACAAAUUAAGAGCAUGA